Molecule: messenger RNA, 749 nt
Organism: Rubroshorea leprosula
Lineage: Eukaryota; Viridiplantae; Streptophyta; Magnoliopsida; Malvales; Dipterocarpaceae
Source: the annotation of a GenBank genome assembly
GUAUAUCUCCUGAGCUCGACGAAUCAUCCUCAUCCGUAAGGAACAGCGUUUAGGGUUAAGGUAGCGGUUGCCAAUAGCAGAGCAAUUAAUGGAAGAAAUCACGGAAGGAGUUAACAACAUCAAUUUGGGCGGUGACCCACACAAGAGGAACCGGAUUCAAGUCUCCAACACCAAAAAACCCUUGUUCUUCUAUGUCAAUCUCGCUAAGAGGUUUAUGCAACAACACAAUGAGGUGGAGCUUUCUGCUCUUGGCAUGGCUAUUGCAACAGUUGUUACAAUUGCAGAGAUUCUGAAAAACAAUGGUUUUGCUGUUGAGAAGAAGAUUAUGACCUCGACUGUGGAUAUGAAGGAGGAUUCAAGAGGCCGACCAGUCCAGAAAGCUAAGAUAGAGAUCCUGCUGGGGAAGACUGAAAAAUUUGAUGAAUUAAUGGCAGCGGCUGCAGAAGAAAGAGAUGUUGCAGAUGGAGAGGAGCAGAAUUGAAAACAGAUUCCAUUUCUUAAGUUAGUAUUUAGCAGUCUGUUUUUUGUGUUCGCACUGGUUGAGAGCCCAGAAACUUAAUUUAGGUUUUUUUAAUUUAAUUUAAUUUUUUUUUUAUUGUAGGUAGCUGACAUAUUAUGGUUCACCUCUAAAGCACACUAGGAGAAAUACUUGCUUGUUAUUCAAUUCAAUUUUGUUAACUUAAUUAUUUUGUGUUCAAACAUCGACAUCUUGCUAUUAUUUUGGAAUUUGCUUUAUAGUUCAUUAACUU